AUGUCAGGUCUAGACCAUAUACAGAAUCUCACUAUAAACCAACAACAACAGCAACAACAAGCACAACAAUACCCCAAGAGAAGGUCAGCGAAAGAUUACCAAUUUGGGAAAAGAAUAGGAGAAGGUUCAUAUUCAACAGUAUAUUCAGCACUAGACAAAAUCACCAAUAGAACGUAUGCUAUUAAAGUGUUAUCUAAACGUCAUAUUGUUAAAGAAAAGAAGAUUAAAUAUGUCAAUAUUGAAAAACAGACAUUACAUAGAUUAGGAUUACAACAUCCUGGAAUAGUUCAAUUGUAUUUCACGUUUCAAGAUGAAUCUAGUUUAUUUUUUGUAUUAGAUUUUGCAGAAUAUGGAGAAUUAUUAUCAAUUAUACGAAAAUUUGGUUCCUUAUCUGAACCAGUAUCAAAAUUUUAUUCUUGUCAGAUUAUUGAUGCGGUGAAGUUUAUUCAUCUGAAGGGAGUGAUUCAUCGAGACUUAAAACCUGAGAAUAUAUUAGUGGGACAUGAUUUUAAUCUUAAAAUUACAGAUUUUGGUGCGGCGAAAUUGUUAGGAAGUAAUGAGGAUAGUAAUGAAGAGAAAAUUGAAUAUAAUUCAGUUGAGGAUGAGAAUAAUCCUCCGACGCAGGAUGGGAAUAGCACCAAUACCGACAAGAGAAAGGGGUCCUUCGUGGGGACAGCGGAAUAUGUUCCACCGGAAUUAUUAAAAUUUAAUGAAAGUGGAUUUGAAUCUGAUAUUUGGGCAUUAGGAUGUAUAAUAUAUCAAUUUUUCAAUGGUGUACCGCCAUUCAAAGGUACCACUGAGUAUCUUACAUUUGAAAAAAUUAUUAAUGGAGAAUAUAGUUAUAAAGUACAAAUGCCACCAGAUGUUCCUCAAUUAAUUGAUCAAAUACUUGUGAGUGAACCAAGUAAGAGAUUAACAAUUUUGCAAAUAAUGCAAUCUAGAUGGUUUCAUGAUAUACCCUGGGAUGAUCAGAAUUAUAUAUGGCAUAGGAAAGUCCCAAGAUUUGAAGGAUAUACCUCACCGCAGUUAAAUUCGUCCUUAUUACAACCACCCACUAUAAAGAAUGGAAGCGACAGAACAUCAAAUAAGACCAAUUCAUUUCAUCAAUUACAAUCACAGAUUCAAAGUGCCGAAAUUGCAUUCGUGCCAACUGUGGGAAGAAAGAGAUAUAAUACACCAACUACUUUGAAGAAGACUAAUCUGCCUUUUAAUAAUUCAUUCCAGGUUUCGCCACCACGCAUGCAACAACAACAACCUCAACAACAACAGAUUGUAAUGAAUAAUGCGCCACCACCACCACAGUCACAACAAAUACAGGCACCUUCUCAGAUAAGACACCAGACACCGUUGCCGUUACAAUUAUCGAAUCCAGUUAGCAACCAAGCACCAGCAACGUACCCAGCACAUCCUCGUUCACCAACAGAGGAAAGACCACGUAUGAAUCAGGAACCUCCAAGAAAUGCAUUCACCAAACCAUUUCCACAAUCUCCACAACAGCAACAGCAGCAACAGCAACAGCAGCAACAGCAACAGCUACAACAGCAGACACAACAACCGCGUACUCCAACUAUACCACAUCACCCAUUUCUGGCACUCGCCACCCCUGCAUCACCACAACAACUUCAACCAACAUCAACCCAACAACAGGCGUAUCACCCCGCAUCAUCACCUCAGAAGUAUUUACAACCUCCACACAUGACUCAAACUCGGUCGGCUGAUAUGGUCGAGAAAUCUUCAUCUUCAUCACCCAAAUUAUCCCCUGCCGUAGCAGCUGCAGCAUAUGCCGGCACAAUAUGCAAACCACCAGCACCAACACCACCAUCAAUUCCAGCACCAAUUCACAAUAAACCGAUCCCCAAGAAGAUGCAUCGAACUCUGACGAUUGUGAAAUUGUCAGAUAUUUCCAAUUUAUUACAUCCAAACGAAAAAAUCCUCAAAUUGGAUAAAGUAUACAAACUGAUAUUAUCAAAUAGUCUUAUAAAGCGUCAUCCUGGGGUUUCAUUAGAGGAUGAUUCUGGACUUGAUUUCAUAAUUGAUAAAUAUCUGGAACGACUAGAGAGAUCGUUUGAGGUUGUGAUUGCGGUUGUGACUGAUAUGGCGAGGGUAUUCUUUAUUGAAAAAGAAGGAGAUGGCGGAGUGGAGCGAGUGUGUGAGAUUGAUUUGAAGUCGAAUAGAGGGUGUGAUUAUUCGAUGUAUGAUUAUGGGUUUGAGGAUGGUGGAGAUGGGGGAGAGGAUGGAGAGGUUGGAUAUUUGAUUAUUGAGUUGAUUAAGAAUGGUGGUGAUUUGGUGUUUUUGAAGAGGAUAAAAGAGGAAGAGAGGGAUCGGGAGAAAGAGAAUGAUGGGAUUAAGGUUGUGAAUAAGCGAGGUGUGGAAGUUCGGUUGGGAGAGAAGUAUGGGUGGAUUGAUUGUUUGAUGAUUGCCAAAGAAAUGGUUGCUAUUGAUAAAGAAACAAACGCGAGAAAGACUGCUGAGUCAAAAAAGGAAAAAUCAAAGUCGAACUCGCCUAGUAUAAACAGUGGUCAUAGUGCUGGGAGUGGCACUAGCAGUAGUGGUGGGGCUCAUCGUGAAAGGGUAAAAUCGAAGACCAAGCAAGGUUCAAGGGAGAAAAACAAGUCUGGUACUUUGACUUCCAAUGAUAGUAGUAGUGAGAGUAAGAAAAGAGGAACCAGUAAACAUGUUAAAGCAAAACCGACAGUUCCGCGUGCUACGCCAAUAAAAUCAAACCUUGCUCAUGUUGGUAGUAUACCGCCAACAGCAACAACGGCUAACUCAACAUCAUCAAAGAAUACAUCUGCACAUUUUGCAUAUGCUGCAGCUGCUGCAGUACACAAUAAAUGA
This is a messenger RNA of Hemisphaericaspora subhashii, 2838 nucleotides long. It is a transcript of the gene PKH3, whose product is annotated as protein kinase. Bases 1 to 2838 code for a protein of 945 amino acids. The record is from RefSeq and is a predicted model, not a curated record. Lineage: Eukaryota; Fungi; Ascomycota; Pichiomycetes; Serinales; Debaryomycetaceae. Gene Ontology annotation, molecular function: ATP binding; protein serine/threonine kinase activity. Gene Ontology annotation, biological process: peptidyl-serine phosphorylation; intracellular signal transduction. The transcript has a single exon.